Arvicanthis niloticus (Nile rat) is the source of this 433-nucleotide messenger RNA. The record is from RefSeq and is a predicted model, not a curated record. Lineage: Eukaryota; Metazoa; Chordata; Mammalia; Rodentia; Muridae.
UUCCAACUUGGGCCAGGCAGAAUGGCUCCGGAAAAGAAGGGUGGCGAGAAGAAGAAGGGCCAUUCUGCCAUCAACGAGGUGGUGACCCGAGAGUAUACCAUCAACAUUCACAAACGCAUCCAUUCAGUGGGCUUCAAGAAGCGUGCUCCUCGGGCACUCAAAGAAAUUCGGAAGUUUGCCAUGAAGGAAAUGGGGACUCCAGAUGUCCGCAUUGACACCAGGCUCAAUAAAGCCGUCUGGGCCAAGGGAAUAAGGAACGUUCCAUAUCGCAUCCGAGUACGCUUGUCCAGAAAACGUAAUGAAGAUGAGGACUCACCAAACAAGCUCUAUACAUUGGUAACUUAUGUGCCUGUUACCACAUUCAAAAAUCUACAGAUGGUCAAUGUGGAUGAGAACUAACCUGAAUAUCAAAUAAAGUUGCAGUACUGCCUCU